Messenger RNA from Penicillium crustosum, 390 nucleotides. RefSeq names its product peptidylprolyl isomerase. The transcript has 3 exons. Lineage: Eukaryota; Fungi; Ascomycota; Eurotiomycetes; Eurotiales; Aspergillaceae. Gene Ontology annotation, biological process: rRNA processing. The record is from RefSeq and is a predicted model, not a curated record. The coding region runs from base 1 to 390 and encodes 129 amino acids. Gene Ontology annotation, molecular function: DNA binding; peptidyl-prolyl cis-trans isomerase activity.
AUGGCCCCAAAGAACAACGCCAAAGCUGCCAAGGGCAAGGGCAAAGAUGCCUCCGCCGAUGAUGCCAAAGGCAAAGGCGGAAAGGGAGGAGCUGUGAAAGGCGCACAGUCGAUUAACGUGCGACACAUUCUUUGCGAGAAACACGCCAAGAAAGAAGAAGCUCUAGAGAAGCUUCGCAAUGGCACCAAGUUUGAUGAGGUUGCUCGUGAAUUCUCGGAGGAUAAGGCUAGACAGGGAGGGUCGCUUGGAUGGAAGACGAAGGGUGGGCUGGACCCUGCAUUUGAGAAUGUUGCUUUUGAACUCGAAACUAGCACAACGGGAAAUCCCAAGUAUGCUGAGGUCAAGACUGGGUUUGGAUAUCACAUCAUCAUGGUUGAGGGCCGGAAGUGA